AUGUCUUCCCGACCAGCGCCUGGUACACGGCGGUCAGUCAAGACCGAGUAUAUCACCACAGAUACGGGCAACAAGAUCUCAAGACGCUCAAAUAUCGAGGGCAAACAGAACAUCAUGCUCGGUGGCAAGUCUGUGGUCAUGGCUGGCGUUCACAUGCGAGGCGAUCUGCACCUGAUAGAAAAGCCGCCCGCUGAAGGUGAGAAGCCUCGACCUCCAAGAACAGCCAUUAGCAUAGGCAAAGCCAGUAUCGUGUCGACCAACUGCAUUCUCCACCCUCCCAUGCGACUACAUCACGGCGAAAUGACAUUUUACCCCAUGAGGAUAGGCGAUAAUGUGUUCAUUGGCGCUGGCACGCAUGUAUCCGCCGCUGUGAUAUCCUCACAUGUGCAUAUUGGCGAGAAUUGUGUUCUUGGUUCUUUCAGCAUGCUCAAGGAAAGCUGCAAAGUUCUGCCAAACACAGUCGUACCGCCCAAUAUGAUCGUUCCGCCAGGCUGCAUUGUUGCAGGUCGACCAGCUCGCAUCAUCGGCGAAGUUGGUGACGGUUGGGGCCAGUCUGUGGGCGGAGGCGAGGGUGAGGAGCUUGUUGAAGGUGGCGAUCUCAGACCAUUAGUCAGGAAGAUUGAGUGA
This is a messenger RNA of Sphaerulina musiva SO2202, 627 nucleotides long. Its product is annotated as dynactin Arp1 p25 subunit RO12. Lineage: Eukaryota; Fungi; Ascomycota; Dothideomycetes; Mycosphaerellales; Mycosphaerellaceae. Bases 1 to 627 code for a protein of 208 amino acids. The transcript has 3 exons. The record is from RefSeq and is a predicted model, not a curated record.